AUGCCUCCCAAAAAGGUGCAGAAUGAGCCCAAAAAGGCCAAGCCCAGCGUCGCCGACAAGACGUUUGGCAUGAAGAAUAAAAAGAUCCAACAAAUCGCCGCCUCGACCGCAUCGGCCAAAGGUCCCGAAGCCAAACGCAAGGAAGCGGAGAAGUUGGCGCGAGAAAAGGAAAAGGCGGCGGCGGAACAGGCGGCAAGGGAAACGGCCGAACUCUUCAAACCCGUGCAGGUGCAAAAGGUGCCGUUUGGAGUCGACCCCAAGACCAUCCUCUGUCAAUUCUACAAAAAAGGGCAUUGUGACAAGGGAAGGAAGUGUAAAUUCUCACACGACCUCAACGUCGAGCGGAAGCAGGAAAAGAAGAAUCUCUACACCGACACGCGCGAGGAUGAGGAUGAAGAGGAGGAGAAGCGGAAAAAGGAAGGUGGCAUGGAGGAUUGGGACGAGGAGAAACUCCGCCAGGUCGUCAUGUCCAAGCAUGGAAACCCCAAGACCACCACCGACAAGGUCUGCAAAUUCUUCAUCGAAGCCGUGGAGAAUGGUUUCGUCCUCAAGACCAAAGAGCAGCGUGCCGCGGAGAAGGCGCUGAUGGACAAAUCCCCGCUGGCAACCCUCACUUUGGAGGACUUUUUGGAAAGCGAACGGCAUAAGCUGACGGGUACUCUCACUCCCGUCACUCCCGAGACCUUUGCCAAAUGGAAGAAGGAGCGGUUGGAUAAGAAGGCCGCCGAAGCCCAGGCCCAGGCUAUGAAGGAGGCUACGGGUAGGGCGCUGUUUGAAAAGGGCGACUGGAAGGAUGAUUCUGAUGAUGAGAGUGGUGAUGACGAGGACGAUGAUUUGCAACGAUUGCGUGCGCAGACGGAGCGGGAGAGAGAGGAGAAGGAGUUGGAGAGGAUUGGGGCGUUGGGUUGA
This is a messenger RNA of Ramularia collo-cygni, 909 nucleotides long. Its product is annotated as related to TMA46-Protein putative involved in cytoplasmic ribosome function. Lineage: Eukaryota; Fungi; Ascomycota; Dothideomycetes; Mycosphaerellales; Mycosphaerellaceae. The record is from RefSeq and is a predicted model, not a curated record. Bases 1 to 909 code for a protein of 302 amino acids. The transcript is spliced from 3 exons. Gene Ontology annotation, molecular function: mRNA binding; metal ion binding. Gene Ontology annotation, biological process: cytoplasmic translation. Gene Ontology annotation, cellular component: cytosol.